AUGUUCAACCAGCAGCAGCAACAGUUCCAUCAGCUGAUCCAGCUUCAGCAUCUUCUGCAGCAGCACCAGCACACUGUACAGCCAGCAGCACACCACCCACCCCACCACACAGCACCCUCUGCCUGCCCAGCAUGCUGCCCCCAGGCCUAUUUCAAAUCCAGUCCAGCAGCCACAGCAAAUGUUGAACUUGCGACCAGCCAGCCCUGCCAGGCUUCUCAACACUCAUCCAAUGAUACAGCGAGCUCUAUUAAUGCAGCAAAUGCAAGGUAAUCUCCGGGGUCUCAGCAUGGUUGCGCCUCCAAUGCCACCCUUCUUUCCCACAGCUGCAAGACACUCCAUUCUGGGCAUUCCUCCUAUAGGUGUUACUGUGAAGGCUCCAAAUAUGACUUUCCCACCACCACUUCCAUUCACACAGCCGCGACUUUAUCACAAGGUAACGAAAGAAAGGCCAUGAAACUAAGCGAGACAGAGAAAAGCGUUCCUCCCUUCCAGACACCAACUCAGAGAAAACUAAUGCAGAACUUCCCCCUACUGCAUCCGAGGCUGAUGAAAAUGUCACUUCAGAAGAUGCCGAAACGCGAACUGAAUGCAGCAUUACCGACCCCCUUGAACCUUCAGCCAAGAGAGCAAGAAGCUCAGAGAGUGGUACGGAUGAGACUAGCUUCACUGUAGAAGGGACAGCAGAAAAGGGAACUCUUGCAGAAGAGCGAAGUGUGGAAUCUCAGUCUUCUGAGGGCAUGAGCGGAGGACGUGCACUGAAAGUGACCAUCCAGCGUCGAAGUGAAAGUCGUACCACAGCUCUACAGCCUGCCUGUCCUGAGAAGAAAACAGCAUAGCAGGGAGCUCUGUGCAAAGUCAACCUAGAUUCUGCUGCUACAUAUGCAAAACCAGCUACCACAGUCUACAGAAUUUCCAGUCUCAUCUGGUGACAGCACAGCAUCAGCAUAAGAUCCAGGAGAUUGAACAUCUCAGUAACGCCUGUCUGGUAACCCUUCUGCCCACUGCCAGGGAGACUCAAGGCAGCAUUGGAAACAGGGAUGGUAGAAAGAAGCAGUUAAGAUGGUGCAAUGUCUGCCAAGUCCACUUCAGCUGUGACCUCAUCAAACACCGUCGGACUCAGGAACACAAGAUGGCAAAACGCUCCCUAAGACCAUUCUGCACAGUGUGCAGCCGACACUUCAAGACUCCACGCAAGUUUGUAGAGCACAUGAAAUCACCAGAGCAUAAACAGAAGUCACAGGAGGUCAAGCUUGGUGAAAAGGAGCCAUGGAACAUGGAAGAGUCAGAGGACUUGAUCACGGUGGAUGCAGUGGGCUGUUUUGAGGAAGAGGAUGAUGAGGAGGAGGAGGAAGAGGGGGUUAGUGCAGAUGAUACUGCUGAGGACCCAGAGAGCUUUAUGGUACAGGGAGAGGACAGGGGUGCUGACUGCGAGAAAGAUGAAUACAAUCCAGACACUGCCUAUGGCCUGGAUUAUAUGGUCCCCGUCGAGGGUCAUCUCUGCAGGCUGUGUCACAAAUUCUAUCCUAGUGACUCUGCUGCCCGGCUCACACACUGCAAGUCCUUGGUGCAUUUUCAGAACAUCCAGAGAUACAAAGCUGCAAAGAAUCGCAUGGCUUCCCAAGGCGGCGUUUCAUCAUUAAAUUCGGAGGAUGAAAAAGAGAAAACGGCUAGCACUACCAGUCACAAAGAUGAAGACUUUGUUAAUCUGGCAGAUAAGAGCAGCUCUGUACAAACAAAGCUGACCAGCGAGAAUCGAGCAAGAGUUACCAUUGGAAGCGGCAAUGAAGAUUCUAAUGCAGGCUUUGAUACUAUUGUGGGUACAAGUGAGGAGGAUUCUGGGUACCUUAUGGAGGCAGAGAUGCAGCUUGCCAAAAGUGAAGAGGGAGAAAAAGUGGCAGUUGACCAGGAAACCUAUAGUGAGAGCACACCGAGCCCAGUCCGCCACAAACGUCAAUAG
Staurois parvus is the source of this 1957-nucleotide messenger RNA. NCBI's taxonomy places the organism in Eukaryota, Metazoa, Chordata, Amphibia, Anura, Ranidae. The record is from the annotation of a GenBank genome assembly.